GCGUUUUCUCUUCUACGUCCCUAGUGCUCCAGAAAUAUUAAUUGUUUUAGAGACGAGGGAUUGCUGAUUUCAUACGUGUCGGUUCAUGCAUGCACGCAUAUCAAUUCCUCCCAAAAUGGUUCUAGUGUGGGGUUCGAUGAUUCUAGAGACAAUUUGGGCCGAAUAGGGGUAUGGCGUCUUCGGAUGAUGAGGCCGAAGUUCAUCCACAAUCUGUGUCAAAUUACCAUUUGGAGGAUGAUGAGAAAGAGCCUGUUUCAUUUUCUGUAUUGCCAAUUCAAUGGAAUGAAUCUGAGGAUACAGAUGGCGAAAGUGGGCAAGUGUUCCUUGACGGUUUUGCAGACAAUGGGCUGCAGAAAGUGUUUAAGCACGUCGUUGCAUGGAAGUUUGACGUUUUCGGUAGAGAACCUGAGAUAUCAGUGCUAUUAAAGGGUAGACAAUGGAUCAAACUUGAGAAGCCAAAGAAGUGGUUUGAGAAAACCAUAAGGACGAUUUUGAUCACUAUUCACUUCCUACACUAUGUGCAGAAAUAUCCUGAAACAUCUGCUAAAUCUGUGUGGGGCUACUUGUCCAAGGAUUUUAGCUGUUAUGAAGUUAGGCCUUCACAAAACGAUUUGUUGAGCCAUUUACCUUUAAUUCGUGAAGCUGUUAAAAGGAAUGCCAAUUUAAUUAAGUCCCAGCUUGUACGCAUGGUUCUUGAGAAGCCGAGGAAUGUCAAAGUGCUGGAUGAGGAAGCUAAUAAUCUAGCAAGGUCAGGGUUUAUAGUUAGCGAUGAUGUCAUUGAUGAGGCUGAUGAUGCCACUGAUGAAGCUGAUGAAGCCAUUGAAGAAGAUGUCAUUGAUGAAGCUGCUGAAGAGCCUGUCAAAGAUGAUGAACUGUUUGAUUCUGUUUGUGUACUUUGUGACAAUGGUGGUAGAUUGUUGUGUUGUGACGGAAUAUGCAUGAGGUCGUUCCAUGCAACAGAGGAGGAUGGUACAGUUGAUGGUGCAGAUUGUGACUCUCUUGGUCUUACUCAGGAGGAAGUGGAUGAGAUCCAGAGUUUUAAAUGCAAAAAUUGUGAAUAUAACCAGCACCAGUGCUUUGUAUGUGGCAAGUUAGGAAACUCCGAUAAAUCCUCGUGUGCUGAGGUUUUUAAAUGUGAUGUUGCAACUUGUGGCCGCUUUUACCAUAUGCACUGUGUUGCAAAAGAACUUGGGAAAAGUAUUACUGAUGGCGAAAGUUUUGUUUGUCCUAUUCAUUCAUGCUACGUCUGUAAGGAAAGAGAAAAUAAGGAGGAACAUGAAUUGCAAUUUGCUGUUUGUCGGCGUUGUCCUAAAGCAUAUCAUCGCAGAUGUUUGCCAAGGGAGAUUGCGUCUGAGGACAAUAAUGAUUUUCCAACAAGGGCUUGGGAAGGCCUAUUACCAAAUAGCCGAAUACUUAUAUAUUGUUUAAAACAUGAGAUUGAUGAGGAACUUGGAACUCCGAUAAGAGAUCAUAUCCGAUUUCCCAAGAUUAAACAUGCUGUUCAGGAAAUUGAUUCUUCCUUAGAGGAAGAGACAAAGCCUUCAAUAGAAGAUAGAGUUCUGCCAAACAAAAAUAAUGCUGAUCGAGAUGAUUCUACUUGCAAACAAGUGAGUGCAAAAGUCUUGAAACUGACUGAGAAAUCAGCUAAGAAAGUUAGUUAUAAGGAAGGGUCUGAACAUAUCAUUUAUGGACCAAAUAUCUUGAGGAAACGAAAAGCCAGUGAUGUAGAAGGGAGGCACAUAAAUGGAAAAAGGAAGUCUAUCCCUACAGAAGGUAAAAUCCUAAAGGGCAAGGAGAGUCAAUUCUCAUCAGGUCGAAGAUUGCGUAAUGCUUGCAUGACCAAGAGUUUUAAGAAAAUUGAGCACGAGGAGCAUGGCGCUGAUGGAGCUAACAAGUCCCUCCAUUCAAAGCCUACGAACAAGGAGCCAAGUAAUACACUGCUUCAACUAGACUCUGAUAGAGAGAGGAGAUUGUUGGAUUUGUUCAAAGAAGCUACAUCAUCAAUCUCUUUGGAUGAUAUAUCAAAAAAGCUCAAAUUUACAUAUGCUCCUUCCCUACGAACUUAUGUGGAGACCAUUACUCCUGGAAAGUUGGGGGCCUCAGUUGAUGCUGUCAGAGCAGCUCUAAAGAGACUGGAUGAAGGGAAAAGUAUUCAGGAUGCAGAAUUUGUUUGUGAUCCUGAUGUAUUGAAGCAGAUAUUUAAAUGGAGGGAUAAAUUGAGAGUAUAUCUUGCACCUGUUUUGAAUGGUAACAGAUACACAUCCUAUGGUCGCCAUUUCAUAAAAGUGGAAAAACUUCAAUGGAUUGUUGAUAGGCUCCAUUGGUAUGUCCAAGGUGGUGAUACGAUUGUGGACUUCAGCUGUGGGGCUAAUGAUUUUAGCAUCCUAAUGAAGAAAAAGCUCGAAGAGACAGGGAAGAAAUGCUUUUACAAAAACUACGAUAUUUUUCCAACGAAGAAUGAUUUUCAUUUCGAAAUGAGGGACUGGAUGCAAGUCAAAAUGAAGGAGCUGCCUAAGGGUUCAAAAUUGAUUAUGGGCCUUAACCCCCCCUUUGGUGUUAAUGGAAAAGAUGCUAACAUGUUUAUUGAUAAGGCUCUUCGGUUUCAACCAAAACUCCUCAUUCUUACUGUUCCCCCAGAAACAGAAAGGUUAGAUAAUAAACGAACUCCUUAUGACCUUGUUUGGGAGGAUGGGAACCUUCUGUCAGGAAAGGCAUUUUAUCUGCCGGGAUCACUUGACGUUAAUGAGAGACAAAUGGAUCAAUGGAACGUGACGCCACCUGUUCUGUAUCUUUGGAGCCGUAAAGAUUGGACUAAUAAACACAAGGCGAUAGCCCAGGAGCAUGGUCAUUUGCCCAGCCAACGUGAUGCAUUGAUAGAAAUGAGACUUGAUGAAAUUUCACCUGCUGAUGGUAUUAUGAAUGGUAAUCAUUAUGAGAAUCUCGUACUAGGUCAUGACCUUCCAAAACAGGAUGAUGAUUCUAAAGGUGGUUGGGCUUCAAGGAAUGAUGGUCAUGAAGAAAACUUACCCCAUGAUAAUCUUGCCUAUGGGAAUCAUGUUGUACAAGAACCUAACAUAAGCAAUUCCGACAAGAGCAUAAGCAAUUCUGAGAAGACUUUACGGAAGAAGGGAAUCGAAGAAAAUGCUAGUAGAGCAUGUGAUGUGGCUUCACCAACCGACAGACAGGCAGUAAAUGAUACUUAUGACGAAAUGAUGCAACACAGUCAAGAAAGAGUGUUCAAUGACAAAUUAGCAGUGUCUCCACACGACGUCAAUAACAAUGCUAAUGAGAAUAAUGAGUCCACCUCUCGUUCACACAUGCCAUAUGGAAGAGCUAGUCAUGGGACUGAAAAUAAAAAGCAACUAAGUUGUGCUCAUUCACGUUUUGAAUAUAAAGCUAGGAAUUUUGAGGAACAUCAUAAUAGCCCUAUGGUACGUAGCCCUAGGAUUUUCGGAGAUAGACUCCACUUCAGGGAUGAACAACAUCGGAGGGAAAGAGAAAUUAGACAACAAAUUCAUUUGCAUGGCAUUCAAGAUCUGGAUUAUAUGAGAACUAGGUAUCAAUCUGGUGAUGAUCUUUCUUUUGGCCCUAUUAGAACUAGCUAUGUUCAACUUGGUUCAGAUCCUAGGUCAUCUUACCAAAAUACAUCUGCUAUGCAACGAUAUGCACCUCGCUUGGAUGAAUUAAACCAGGUCAGGACAAGGACUUUGGGGUUAGAACCACCAAUAACUGGCAGAAAUGGCAACUUUGAUCAUCGUUUGCUGCCACAGCAGGGAUAUGGAGACUUGCCGCCACAACCAGGACAUGGAGGCCUGUCGCCACAGUCGGGAUAUGGAGGCCCGCGACAACCGAGACAUGGAGGUCCCAUGCCACAACAUGGAUUUGUAGGCCUGCCGCCACAACUUGAAUAUAGAGGCUCUUUGAUGGGUUUUUCAAAUCCUCAAAAUGCAUAUUCUCACCAUCACUCAGCUGGGUGGCUCAAUGAGUAGUUACGCCUUGCACAAUUUCUUAGGUUUCUGAGUUAAACUUUUGCAUACUCAAUAUGUAAAUGAGGUAUGCUUGUUUGUUGACACUGUUGAUGGUUCCUUUAUUAUCUUCAUAGAGUAAUUUUAGGCUCUUUUUUUUUUUUUUUAAUCAUCGUGAUCUGACAUGAUGUCUUUAUUUGUCAUUAUUUCAAAUGCAAUGACUACAAGAUGCAUGAGAAUCAUUAAUAGCUGGAUGUUGUUGGGGUAGGCAA
Messenger RNA from Neltuma alba, 4237 nucleotides. Its product is annotated as protein ENHANCED DOWNY MILDEW 2. The record is from RefSeq and is a predicted model, not a curated record. The transcript has 19 exons. The coding region runs from base 171 to 3989 and encodes 1272 amino acids. NCBI's taxonomy places the organism in Eukaryota, Viridiplantae, Streptophyta, Magnoliopsida, Fabales, Fabaceae.